Molecule: messenger RNA, 1044 nt
Organism: Serpula lacrymans var. lacrymans S7.9
Lineage: Eukaryota; Fungi; Basidiomycota; Agaricomycetes; Boletales; Serpulaceae
Exons: 2
Coding region: 1-972 (323 amino acids)
Molecular function (GO): protein binding
Source: RefSeq, a predicted model, not a curated record
AUGUCUCAACCUAUUGUCUCGCGACCUCCAUCUCCGAAGCUGGGCGUAUUCUCUCCUCCUUUCGACAAUGCGGAUGCGGAUGUCAUUUUGCAUACUUCUGACGGUGUCCAAUUCCGUGUUUACAAGAUUAUUUUGAUUAUCGCUUCAUCCGUAUUGAAAGACGUACUUUCAUCGGCUUCAUCAUCUACGCAGCCCUCUCACCCAGCGGCAACGGGAAUCAAAUCGAGACAAGAAGAGAACACAAUAAUUCUCGACAUCAAGGAAGACAGUCAGACAACCGAGAGGUUGUUGCACUUCUGUUAUCCUUCCGCUGAUCCUGCCCUCCACACUUUGGAUGAUGUACAGGGUGUACUGGAGAUGAUGAAAAAGUAUGAGAUGAUUGAGGUGAUAGAAAGAGUGCGGAAGUUGCUUGUCACACCACACUUUUUGGAGCUAGACCCACUGCGAGUUUUCGCCAUCGCUUAUCGCUAUCGGCUGGAGGAAGAAACUAGGCUGGCAGCCAAAUAUACCCUUCGUCAUCCAAUUUUUGGACCAUUCGUCAGUGACCUGGAUCACAUCCCUGCUUCUGCAUAUUACCGACUUCUCGAAUACCAUCGAAAAUGUGGCAUAGCAGCAUGCGCCCUCACCGCUGACUUUACGUGGUUUCCUAACUCAGCCUCUCGCUGGGUGUGGUUCCAAUGUGACGACUGUGUCCACCAUUCUUUAUCCUGGCCACUGGCGGAUGGAAAGAUAUACGAGGUGAACUCAUGGUUCAUCGAGUAUAUGGAACGAGCGAGAGAUGCUCUGCGGGAAAUUCCAUGCUCGAAGACUGUUAGCGACCCUCUUCUUCUCUGUCCAUCUCUAGAGAGGGCGGCGGGGUGCCCUACCUGCCGAUUUUCCGCUUUUGUGGAUUUUAGUGUAUUUACGACCGAUUAUUUCAGUGCGGAGGUUGAGAAAGCAAUCGACGCAGUAGAUCUUAAUAUCCCAUUCUAAUGUAAAGCAUCUAGUUUGUGCAAUUCUCUGUAAUUAUGAAUGCGAAAUGAAACACAACAACCCAUGAUAUCC